CUCCUCGAUCAAACUUCGAUUCAAGAAUUCCAAUUCAAGAAAUGUCAACUUCAGCCGUAAACUUGAGGGAACCAUUAAUCACCUCAGCUGUUUCGUUUCUUCAAGAUCCAAAUGUAGCUUCAUCAUCACUUGCCAAACGAUUAGCAUUUUUAGAAUCAAAAGGUUUAACCGAAUUCGAAAGAGAUGAAGCUAUUCGUAGAGUAUCGAGUUUGAACCAUUCAUCAACUUUUAAUCGCUCAAGAGGUAAUCAAGGUUAUGAUUUUGAUCAUCGGCUUCAACAACAAGUUGGUCGGGAUUGGAGGGAUUGGUUUAUUAUGUCAGUGAUUGGAGGUGGGAUUGGAUAUAUAGCUAUCAGCUUAUUCAAGAAAUUCAUCAUACCAGCUCUUGAACCUCCAACUCAAACAGAACUGGAUGAAGCUAAAUCACGCUUAGAAGCAAAAUUUGAUGAGAUCUCAAAAACAUUGAAUUCAAUUGAAUCGGAUACAAAUCUAAUCAAGGAAGAAUUUAAAGAACAAGAUCAAAGAUUAAAUCAAUCGAUUGAGACAGUAGAAAUGACUGUUAAAGAUUGUAUACAAAGUGAAAAGAAGAGAGAUGAAGAGAUUCAAGCUAUCGAAGAAGAAGUUAAGCAAUUGAAAAAAACGAUCACUCUUAUGUUGGAAAACAAUAAAGAGUCCCAAACUUCAAUGAUAUUAGAACUUCAAACUGAAUUGAGAUCACUUAAAUCUUUACUCGGAUCUCGUGCUCCACAGGCCAGCACAACGCCUACAACUACACCCAAUCGAUUUGGCCCAUUUAGACCUCCAGGUAUUCCAGCAUGGCAAUUAUCAACUACAACUUCCAGUUUAGAUUCAACAGUUUUACCCCCCAAUAUUUCAAAUCAAACUAAUCAUCAGCAUUCCUCGCCAAAUGUGCCGAAUUUGGAAAAUGAAGAUGGAUCGAAGUCUUUGGAUCUUAAAACAAAUGGGAAUGGUGUCUUGAAAUCUAGUGUACCUUUUGAUGAAGAUGAUGAUCAACCACUUGAUCAAUCACAAAAGCCCAAUCUCAAUAAUUCAAAUCAAGAUAACGUUCAGGUGGAGAAGAGUGAUGAUUUGAUGUCUUGAUGAUCUCCAGAAUCAAAAGUCGCAAUUGUUUUUUUUUGUUAAAGUAGUCCAAUAGUUAUUGUUUCGUGUUAUCCGAUAUACAUCAUAAAACAAGGCAAAUCAGGUUGAUUGUACCAAUAUCAAAUUAUUAAACAAGAUAAGUAUUUUUUCUAAGCUUUUUGAAAUGAAAGAUAUCAGAUGAAUUGGCACAG
This is a messenger RNA of Melampsora larici-populina 98AG31, 1291 nucleotides long. RefSeq lists its product as uncharacterized. Gene Ontology annotation, molecular function: signaling receptor binding. The record is from RefSeq and is a predicted model, not a curated record. NCBI's taxonomy places the organism in Eukaryota, Fungi, Basidiomycota, Pucciniomycetes, Pucciniales, Melampsoraceae. Gene Ontology annotation, biological process: protein import into peroxisome matrix, docking. The transcript has 3 exons. Gene Ontology annotation, cellular component: peroxisomal importomer complex; peroxisomal membrane. The coding region runs from base 42 to 1100 and encodes 352 amino acids.